AUGGCUCGACUACCAACACUCCUCAUCACCCUCCUCACCCCCCUCGCCCUCGCACAAUCCUUCACUCUCAACCAGCCCAACCCAUCAUGCGGCAUAACAAACUUCACAUGGUCCUACUCCGGCAUUACCGCGGUGCAAGCCAUGAACACACCCUUGAACCUUACUCUCGUACUCGUUGAUGUGCCUCAGGGGACGUUACCCGUACCACUGCAGAGUCAGAGCUCGAGCGGGGGGUUCACUCCUUCAGUCGUUCGCGUUCACAGCAGCAGCGGCAGUACCUCAACUCCGGCCUCGACCACGACCACGACUUCUACUACGACAAGUUCUUCAAGUCCCACUCCGAUCCUCGAGACGGUCACUGUGUACGUCCCCGUCGUCACCACACUCACGGCAGGGAACGUUCUGAUUACCGAGACGGUGGAGAUGCCCGUGGUGGACACCCUGACCCUGGGUGGGCCUCCUCUUCCCACUCCGCGCCUUUUCGCCCGUCAAAAUCCUGCCGUUCCCGUCAACUCGGGCUUCAACACAUCCCUCUCCGCUCCCCUUCUUUGGCAGACCGCGGCGUUCAACCUCUCCUCCCUCCCAACAGGGUACUACAUCCUCCUUGCCCAAUCGUUCACUACCACGCCCGACCUCAGCGCGCAAUCCACCCCAUUCGCCGUCUGCACCGCUUCUUCCUCCCCGAAAUCUGGAAUAUCAGGCGGCGCAAUAGCAGGCAUCGUCAUCGCCUGCCUUGCGUUGCUCAUCGCCCUCAUCAUCCUGAUUCUCCUCAUGCGCCGCAGGCGCGCAGCGAACUGCCGUGCCCCAAGUUCGAAAUUCCAUGCGCCUCCGGGCGGGGUGGACGCGUGGCGCAGCUCGAGGGACGUCGCUGCACCGCCGUACAAGAACGACUAUGCGGGCUAUUUGGGGUACGAGAAGGAUGUUCCGCUCUCGCCUAUGGGGAAGACUCAGUAUUUCUCUUCGCCCGGGUAUACGGUUGAGGACCGGAAGGUCGGGGGAGAUGUGGAGCGGGAGAUGGAGAUGGGCAGGAGGACGGACGACGACGACGAUAUGCCGACCUUGGCCUAUCUUGACCGGAGUAGGAGCGCUAGGACUCCGCAGACGAGUGAGGGAGAAGGAGGGGAUUCGUUUGCCAGCCCUAGGGAAAGGGAGAAGACCGACGAUACCCAUUCUGGUGGGUCGAAGUGGGAGUCCUCACCCUCUGCCAGCAGCACGCACGACCACCCGCUGGAGCACGGCAGCGCCGACCACCUCUAUCCCCCUAGCGCCUUCCCUCCCAGCUUGUCCCCCAUCGCGCAUCCUUUCAACCCCUAUCCGGUGGAGUACGAUGAGCCCCUGCGCGACCUUCCGGGGCACAUCGACCACCCGUACGCUUCACCUGCCACGUUCCCCAUCGUGGCCGUCACGCCCAUCACCCCCCCUCUCACGCGUGAACCCCCCGCGCGCCGACCGCCAGGUGCGGCUCCCCCAGCCUCGGGUGCAAGAGCACUCACCGCUAUCGCCGCACAGGAAGAGGACUGGAGUCGCUCUCUCCCUAGUUUCCUCGAGACAGCACCGGACUCGAGGCGGGAAAGCACGCAGAGCACGAGUAUAGACGCUCUGGCCGAAGCGGUUAUGCCUUCUGCGCCUGAGCCAGCUACCUUCGCAGCCGGGUUAGGGGCCGUUCUUGCCCAGAAUCAGCAGCGGCAAAUCGUGGGCCAAGGGAGGGAGAGCCCAGAAUCCAGGGGACACAGAAGCGAGGACUCUGUGCGCUCCUUCGGCCGGCCACUGAGUACGAGUAUUCGUGGUCCCGUCCCUGUGGGCGUGCGAGGCCCAAGACCGCCUUCACUCCAGCAGCCCCGCCGCUCCGCCACGGACGGGCAAAAUGAAGUCCAAGUACCGUAUGGCGCUCCACCCGCGCCUGUGAGUCUGGCCGACCACGCCCACACCCCCGAUGCCCACUUGACAAAGGCUCGGUCCGUGACGAGGAAACCUGUUCCCGCAUAUAGGAUCGAAUCCUUCUUGCCGGACACGCGUGAGCCGCAGGAAUCAGAGUUUGCGGGGCACGACCCCUCUGGCAGAGGCGGAAGACCGAGCGACGAGAGCUAUAUCCCGGCUCUGCCACCCCAGUCCCCGUUCUAUAGCGAACAGGACUCCACCCCUUCCCUCCCUCUCGCUCUCGCUCUCGAAGAACAAGCGCGCCUGAGUCGGGGCCCUUCAGCAUCGGCAUCGGCGUCGGCACCGGCACCGUCCCGCAAGUCGAGCGUGAGCAUCUCGGGGCUCGACCCAGCUUUACUUGAGUUUCUCCCACAGUUCGCGGGGAUGAAGGCUACGCAUGUGAUUAUGCCUGAUUUGCCGGUGGAGUAAUCAGGCUAAGGAUAAGGGGAAGGGGAAGCAGAGGGCGGAGUGAGCGGGGCGCCUAGGGCAGAGGGCAGAGGACAGAGGGCAGAGGGUUUUCUUGAUCGAUGAUCGUUUACGUUGGAGGCUGUAAUUGUACACUAGCUGAUCUGAGCUGAAUUUAUUCUCGAACAAUGUAGGUUUUUUGAUGGAUG
Dacryopinax primogenitus is the source of this 2531-nucleotide messenger RNA. RefSeq lists its product as uncharacterized. The record is from RefSeq and is a predicted model, not a curated record. The transcript has 2 exons. Bases 1 to 2346 code for a protein of 781 amino acids. Lineage: Eukaryota; Fungi; Basidiomycota; Dacrymycetes; Dacrymycetales; Dacrymycetaceae.